CUCCGCCGCCCCUCCUCCCCCAUCUAGAUCUAGAUCCCCCCACCCCUCCUGUUCACUCCCGCAGCCGACGCCCCUCACUCGCCGUCGACGACCCACGCCGCCGCCGCACACUACCGCGCCCUCCCCUCACCCUGGCCCAAUUCAAUCCAACCCCGCGCGCACACCGAUGCCGCCGCCGUCGACCCCUUCCUCCCUCCCCUGCCUCGCACCCAUGGCGUUUGCGCUCAAGGCCUCCGCCUCCCCCGCCCUCACCGCUACCUCCUCAGCGACGUUCCCCUCCUUCUCAGCUGCCUCCGCGGUGCCCAGGGGCCGCGCCGCCGCGGCCAGGAGAGUCUCGCUCCGCGGGGCCGCACCCGCGACCUGCUACCCCGCGCCCGCGCCAACUCCAGCAGUUGGCUCGCUCGCUUGCUGCUGCAGGUGAGUGCUGGUGGAGCUCGUAUCGGGGAUGAGGAAGGCUGUAGAUCCGGCGGGCGAGGAGGCGAGCCGUGGGUUGCAAGAAGGCGGUGGUGGUGUGCGCGCUCAUCGGCUUCCUCGGCGUCCUCUCCGCCGUGCUUGGCUUCGCCGCCGAGGGCACCCGCGUCAAGACAAUGUUGAUAUGGGAACUGUGUGUGGUAAUACUUCCAAGUCUGCUGCCUGAGUAUCAUCGACCCUGGCGAUUCCGACAUCAUCAACGCAACACCAGCUGUACAAAAUAACUAAAAAUUCCCAGGUGUACCCUGUUCAAACUAUGCUGCAUAUCAGCACAUGCUAAUGGUUAAUGUGCAUGCUCAACCAGAAAUCAGAAUUGCCUCUGGAUUUCUGAUGGCGGUGGUGCACAUCCCGCGCCAGUUCAAGGUGUCGGACUGGUUCCUGAACAGGAAGGACUACAAGGACGGGAGGUUCUCCCAGGUCUUCUCCAACGCCGUCGACAUGAAGCUCAGGGAUGACCUUGAGAGGCUCAAGAAGAUCAGGGAGCUGGAGCUGGGCCAAGGGAGCAAGCAGCGCUGCUGGUUACUUGGGGCCAGAUCGAGUAAGAUGGCGCACCAUGGCGUGUGGCGGCCUAUUUUGCUUCCAAGAGCAGUACUGUUUAUUUGAAUGAGAUGUACUCGUCUACUGCCUAGUAAAAAAUGAAUGAUUGUCAUGUACUGUCUAUGAUGUAGUGAGCUAUAGGAGUGAAAUGAAAUUUUAUCUGCUGUUGUAUGUGUUAUUUUCCUGUAAUGUGUUGUGUACAUUUUACUUGAACAUUAAAUUCUCCAGAAAAUGUUCUUACUGGACC
Triticum aestivum (bread wheat) is the source of this 1255-nucleotide messenger RNA. RefSeq lists its product as uncharacterized. NCBI's taxonomy places the organism in Eukaryota, Viridiplantae, Streptophyta, Magnoliopsida, Poales, Poaceae. The record is from RefSeq and is a predicted model, not a curated record. Gene Ontology annotation, biological process: translation. Gene Ontology annotation, cellular component: ribosome. Gene Ontology annotation, molecular function: structural constituent of ribosome; RNA binding. The coding region runs from base 745 to 1074 and encodes 109 amino acids. The transcript is spliced from 5 exons.